ACACAUCAUUUCCCAAAAAUCAUGAUUCAUCACAACCUCAAGAAACAUUCAACAGCUCGUUGGCAUUCAAUUCCAUUUCAUUCAUCAAAAAAAAAAAGAAAAAGAAAAUGAAGAACCAGAUGCUUAAACAAGUUAUUGGAGUACCAAUCAAAGCAGCAACUUAUAGAGUUGAGAGAAGAACAUCAAGGCAAUACUUACCUGAUGCUGCUGGCCAAUACCACGUUUCAUCACAAGGGUGUACAAAAAGCAAAGGAAACUUUGUACUCAAAAGGAUGAACUUGCUAGGGAAGAAAGCCGAUAUGUUCGCCCAUGGAGUCCGAGAGCAUGUGAGACUGGGGCCAAAGAUCAGUGAAACAGUGAAGGGAAAGCUGAGUUUAGGGGCAAGGAUUCUUCAAGUAGGAGGGUUAGAGAAGAUUUUCAAGCAAUUGUUUAGUUUCAAAGAAGGGGAGAAGCUGUUGAAGGCUUGCCAAUGCUAUUUAUCAACAACAGCAGGCCCUAUUGCUGGCCUACUUUUCAUCUCAUCUGAAAAGGUUGCCUUUUGCAGUGAUAGAUCAAUCAAAGUACCUUCUGCAAAUGGAGAAUUUCUGAGAGUCCAUUACAAGGUUGUGGUUCCAGUUGAGAAAAUAAAGGGGGUGAACCAGAGUGAAAACAUGAAGAAACCAUGGCAAAAGUACAUGGAAAUUGUGACAGUGGAUGGUUUCGAUAUCUGGUUCAUGGGGUUCUUGAAUUAUCACAAAGCUUUCAAAUGUCUGCAGCAGGUACUCUCACAGAGACUGUAUGAUGUUGACACUUUCUAGGUGGCUUAACAAAUGUUUCAUGAGAUGAAACGCGGAUGAGUAAUCAGUAAAUCACUGUUACAAUUGUAAAAACAAAUUGUUGUUCUAGAUUGAAUAUACAUUAUACACCAUCCUUAAUUAAGGAUCAAAUUUAAAUUCUAUUUUAUGCCAAUUUUUACUAAAUUGGAACUGUCCAUUGUAACCUUAUUAAGAUACGUUUUAUUUACUAGUACGUUGUGUCA
This is a messenger RNA of Gossypium arboreum, 1018 nucleotides long. RefSeq names its product putative GEM-like protein 8. The coding region runs from base 108 to 797 and encodes 229 amino acids. The record is from RefSeq and is a predicted model, not a curated record. The transcript is spliced from 3 exons. NCBI's taxonomy places the organism in Eukaryota, Viridiplantae, Streptophyta, Magnoliopsida, Malvales, Malvaceae.